AUGCCGGCAACCCGCAGUGCGAUCCAGAGCGUCGUGGAGGCAUAUGUCUCCAGCGUCGCACCAACCACGUUGGCCUUUGGCUUUUUGACCCUGGUGCCGUGGAGCUUGCAGGAAAAGCCGGCCAACGUGCUGGCAUGUGGAGCAGGCGGAAGUGUGAGUUCGGAAAGCAUCGCUCAGAUAGUGGAGCAUCACGACGUCUUGUUGAUCGUAUCCGUAUACAGGACGGAGUGGGAGAAGAGAGGCGUGGCAGGUCUUCUAGACUAUCUGAGGACGGCGCAUUCCGACGCGGUCGUCUUCUUGGUGCAGCUUCCAGAUCGAUUGGAUACCGAGCUCACCAAGGCCUACAUCAGUGAACUGAUGGCGCGGCAGGACGAUCUCUACAGCUUUGGGGCGGACGGCGUGCUGAUAGAGCUGACAGGUGACCCGGAAGGGUUGCAACAGAGGUUAAGCUUGGAGCUCAGAGAGAACGCCGCCAUCCAGCCGCGCGUGCAGGCAUUUGCUAACGAUGCGAACCAGGGGGUACCCUCUGCCAGGGAUCUCAAAAUCAUCGAGGACGAGUUCCGUGGUCUCCUCUGGAGUACCAUCCCGAAUCUGUUGAUGCCCGACUUCGCGCCACUGAACAAGCGUCUCCUGGAAUGUGGGAAUCAGGUCGGGGAUUUCCGGUUUGUGCGCCCGUAUUCGGAUCACCACCACGUGGUCUUGGCCGUGAAAGGACAGCAUGAAAAGGUAGUGAUCAAAGUGCACGACAAGCGCAGCGUCACCGAUGCCAAGGAGGUGGAAAGCAUAUACCAGGAGUUCUGCCUCUUGACGCACACCCUGGACCACCCACACAUCAUCCGUUGCGUAGGUAUGCUGCAGAGCCAGUGUUAUUUGUAUGUGGCUCUCCAGUAUGGUGGAGAUGUGUGCAUGGAGCAAAUGUUGUCGACUCAAAGAGGCCACCGCUUGUCCAGGGACGACGCCUUGAACUGCAGUGCCCAGGUUGCGAGUGCGCUGUCGUACUGCCACGCCCAUGACGUCGUGCAUGGGCAAGUGUCUUUGAGGCACGUGGCGGUAGAGAUAGCAUGUAAUCGGCACAUCUGCCGCCUUGUGGACUUCAGCAUGGCGGCCCACGUUCCAAACUCCUACAGAAGGGAGACCUGGUGUGGAUCUCUGCCAUGCGUCGCUCCAGAGACGGUGCUGAACGAGCCGUAUUUGCCCAAGCCAGCAGAUUGCUGGAGUUUUGGGGUGUUGUUCCUGGAGAUCGCUUGCGGGCAGGGUUCGCUCGAGUUGUCCGUCCAGUGGCGCCGUGGCGAGUCCCUCGCAUACGUUGCGGGGAACAUUCUCGAGUUCUUCUCCCAGGCUGGCUGUCACACCGACGCGAUGACGAAGAUGGGUAACGCACCUGACGGCAUAAUACUGGCGUGCUUGGAGGCGGCGUUGAAGCCAGAGCCCGUUCGCAGAGCGAGUGCGUCCGACAUGGUGGGCAUGUUAUCCAUUGUGCACACCGAGCAAACCAGCUUUGAUUGA
This is a messenger RNA of Prorocentrum cordatum, 1506 nucleotides long. The record is from the annotation of a GenBank genome assembly. Lineage: Eukaryota; Dinophyceae; Prorocentrales; Prorocentraceae.